CGGGCCCGCGCGGCACGUGGGGUUGGCUGGGGGGAGGGCGGUCGCCGUGCUCAGCUCUUUUCUGUCGCCGCAGGGGACAAAGCGUUCGCGCAGUUCCUGACGGAUGAAAUCAAGGAGGAGCGGAAGAUCCAGAAGCACAAAGCGCUGCCCAAAGUGUCCGGCGGCUGGGAGCUGGAGGUGCACGGCACCGAGGCCCGGCUGGUGCGCAAAGUCGCCGGAGAGAAGAUAACGGUUACGUUCAACAUCAACAACAGCAUCCCGCCCGCGGUGGACGACGAAGCACCGGAGGAGCAGAAACCUGACGAGCAGGAGGAGCCCGAUAUCACAUCGACUCCGAACUUCGUUGUGGAAGUCAUUAAGGAUGAUACGAAGCAGACCCUCGUGCUUGAUUGCCAUUACCCCGAGGAUGAGGUUGGCCACGAGGGAGAGGAAGAAAGUGACAUUUUCACUAUUAGGGAGGUCAGCUUUCAGCCAACUGGAGAAUCAGAUUGGAAGGACACCAACUACACCCUCAAUACAGAUUCCCUCGACUGGGCUCUAUAUGACCACUUAAUGGAUUUCCUGGCUGAUCGAGGAGUGGAUAACACAUUUGCUGAUGAGUUAAUUGAGCUCAGCACUGCACUGGAGCACCAAGAGUACAUUAAAUUCCUUGAAGACCUUAAAAGCUUUGUCAAAUGUCAGUAGGGUAGGAAACCAGUGUUCAGUGUGGGCAUUACACAGCAGUGCUCCAGCCAGCAAUAUCACAGUGUACCUUCACAACAGAGACAGAGAGUAAGUAACUGAAUUUGGAAGCGAGCAUCAUGGGAGAGUGAGGAGUCUCACUUGUAUUUUGGGAUUUGUAUUUAUGUUACGUUGCAGCCCAGAUCAAGUUCUCAAAAGUCUGGACCUCCCUGCUGGAUUUUGUACCGUUGGGAAUGAAUGUGAAAAAUAAAAUCUGUUCAACAAC
Meleagris gallopavo (turkey) is the source of this 946-nucleotide messenger RNA. NCBI's taxonomy places the organism in Eukaryota, Metazoa, Chordata, Aves, Galliformes, Phasianidae. The record is from RefSeq and is a predicted model, not a curated record.